This is a messenger RNA of Mercurialis annua (annual mercury), 3162 nucleotides long. RefSeq names its product pentatricopeptide repeat-containing protein At2g16880. Gene Ontology annotation, molecular function: protein binding. NCBI's taxonomy places the organism in Eukaryota, Viridiplantae, Streptophyta, Magnoliopsida, Malpighiales, Euphorbiaceae. The transcript has 5 exons. The record is from RefSeq and is a predicted model, not a curated record. Bases 50 to 2377 code for a protein of 775 amino acids.
UCAUCAUCAUCAUCCUCAGUUUUCCCCUGCAAGCUGAAUUGUAAAGAAAAUGGAAGCAUGGAAACCUAAUGAAAUAUCAACCCUAGAAUCGAAACUAACACACAUUCUUACAUCAUCAGAAGAAGAACCAUUACAGCUGCAGAAACUCCAACCCUACAUUCCCCAUUUCUCCCAAAACCCUAAUCUCCUAAUCUCAAUUCUCUCAUCAAAAUCCCUCUUCAACAAGCCCAACACUCUGCUCUCCUUCUUCAAAUGGUCACAGCUGCACCUCUCUCAAUCAAUUUCACCACUCCCUUUACUUUCCCUGCUCUCUCCGCUUCUCUGUCAUCAUAAAUUCUCCGACGCCAAAUCCCUCCUCACCGCAUUUAUCGCGGCCGAUAAAACCCAUAUGCUCCACCUCCACCUCCUUAAUUUGCCGGUUAACAAGAUUAGGUCGUUGAAACUCGUUCUGGAUACCUCGAUUGGCGCUUACGUGGCGUGCCGUUUGCCCCACCAUGCUGCUCAGAUUUUUAAUAGAAUGAAAAGGUUGAAUCUUAAGCCCAAUUUGCUUACUUGUAACACUCUUAUUAAUGCUUUGGUUAGAUGCCCUUCUAAGCAUUCUAUUCUCUUGUCUAGAGCUGUUUUUAGUGAUGCUAUUAAGUUGGAUGUUGAGGUUAAUACUAAUACUUUUAAUAUUUUGAUUUAUGGGUGUUGUGUUGAGGGUAAGUUUAAGGAGGGUCUCGGGUUGAUCGGGAAAAUGCGGGAAUUUGGUUGUUUUCCUGAUAAUGUAUCUUAUAAUACGAUCUUGGAUUUUUUGUGUAAGAAAGGGAAGUUGAAUGAGGCUAGGGAUUUGUUGAUAGAUAUGAAAAAUGAUAGGUUAUUGCCAAAUCGCUAUACUUUUAAUAUUUUGGUUUCGGGGUACUGUAAGUUAGGUUGGUUCAAGGAGGCUGCUCAGAUUCUUAACUUAAUGACGCAGACUAAUGUGUUGCCCGAUGUUUAUACUUAUAAUAUGUUGAUUGCUGGGUUUUGUAGAGAUGGUAGGAUUGAUGAGGCGUUUAGGUUGAGAGAUCAGAUGGAGAGUUUAAAGUUGUUACCUGAUGUUGUUACGUAUAAUACUUUGAUUAAUGGAUGCUUUGAGUGUAAUAAUAGCUUAAAGAGUUUUGAAUUGAUUGGUGAGAUGGAAGGGAAGGGAGUGAAGCCGAAUGUCGUUACACAUAAUAUAGUGGUUAAUUGGUAUGUGAAGGAAGGGAAGAUGGAUGAUGCAGGACGUGAACUUAGAAAGAUGGAUGAAAAUGGAUUUUCACCUGAUUGUGUUACAUAUAACACUUUAAUUAGUGGAUAUUGUAAAGCUGGAAAUCUAGAUGAUGCAUUCAGGACAAUGGAUGAAAUGGGAAGGAAAGGUUUGAAAAUGAAUAGUGUAACUCUUAAUACAAUUCUUCAUAUUCUUUGCCAAGAGAAGAAACUUGAUGAAGCAUGCAAGUUGCUCAAUAGUGCUAGUAAGCGUGGAUAUUUUGUGGAUGAGGUCAGCUAUGGAACUUUGAUAAUGGGAUAUUUUAGAGAUGAAAAGUCAGCUAAAGCAAUGAAGCUUUGGGAUGAGAUGAAGGAGAAAGAGAUUCUUCCAAGCACCGCCACAUAUAACACUGUUAUUACAGGGUUAUGCCAAUCAGGGAAAACUGACCUAUCAGUUGAUAUGUUGAAUGAACUUCUAGGGAAUGGCUUGGUUCCUGAUGAAAUCACAUACAAUACAAUCAUUCAUGGCUACUGCCGGGAGGGGCAAGUUGAGAAAGCAUUUCAUUUUUAUAAUGAAAUGGUUGAGAAUUCAUUUAAACCCGAUGUGUUCACUUGUAACAUUCUUCUUCGUGGGCUUUGCAAAGAGGGCAUGCUUGAUAAGGCUCUUAAACUGUUCAACACAUGGAUUUUGAAGGGGAAAUCUAUUGAUGCAGUUACUUACAACACAUUGAUAUCAAGUCUUUCCAAAGAAGGCAGAUUUGAGGAGGCAUUUGAUCUUCUUGCAGAGAUGGAGGAAAAGAAGCUAGGGCCUGAUUCUUACACUUUUAAUAUUAUUCUUGGUACACUUGCUGAUGCAGGUAGGACAAAAGAGGCUGAAGAGUUUAUCUCAAAGUUUAUGGAACAGGAAAAAUUGCAGGAAACCACCAUAUUGUUAGAUGAACAGAAAAAUGUCAAUACCAGUGAAACUCAUCAAGAAUCUGAUCCAAAAUCUAAUGAAUUUUCAGAACAGAUCAAUGAGCUGUGUGCUCAAGGGAAAUACAAGGAUGCAAUGCGUAUGUUUCAAGAAUCAACACAGGAGGGCAUCGUGUUACAUAAAUCUACGUAUAUUAGUUUGAUUGAAGGACUUAUUAUGAGACGAAAAAGCAUCUCAAAAGCCUCUUUAUCGUAGUAAAGCCUUCUUGGGCUGUUAUUAACAGUGCAAAAGUGGAGGCUCGUCAACAUCUCUACUGUUUGGGAAUUCAAAUCAAUUAUACACUGGUCAGUUUUAUACCGGUGAAGAUGAUUUCGCUAUUGCAUGAGCAAUUCUGAUGUCAGCACGCUUGGAAAAUGAUUACACGAGAGAUGCGAAUUGUCGAAUAGAUGAGGUAAAGAGAGAAGUGGAAUCCACAAAGCAUGAACUUACCAAAUCUGAUCUGAUCCAACUCAUCACAUAUAUAUUGCCAACGAUUUAGGAAGCGGCUUGUCUUGGUCAAGUCCGAUAAGGGCCACUAGAGUAAGGUGCUAGAUGAAAGUGAAGAGUUCUAUAGAGUACAGCGUGGAAUUCCCCUGCAAGGGAUGUUUCGAGAUAUUUUCACGGAUGCCUCAAUACUAGUUCUAAGGAUGAUCCACAUUAUGCUGCUGAUCUGAAACGUAGUGAAGAAGGCCUUCGCCUGCUUGUUUACCAUGAACGUAAGAUGGCGACUCAGACACCCCACCAAACGCUAUAAUUAACACCAAGAAGACAGCGGUCGAGGCGAAAAGCGGCCAAAAAUAUGCAAGAAUUGUGAGAAACCGAGGAGCUGCAUAUAAAAUCAAUGAAAUUACAAGUGAAGCAAUGAUUGCUAUACAAAAAGAAUAUUUGUGUUGGAUAAUCUUUUCUGGGAUAUCCAUAUGUUUGGUAUUAGAAUUUAGGAGAGAGAGGUUGAGAAUUACAAAUGUUUAUGUUUAUGAACAUUUAAGGACAUGAUUGUCUCA